Molecule: messenger RNA, 1465 nt
Organism: Salvia miltiorrhiza (redroot sage)
Lineage: Eukaryota; Viridiplantae; Streptophyta; Magnoliopsida; Lamiales; Lamiaceae
Exons: 9
Coding region: 148-1095 (315 amino acids)
Biological process (GO): mRNA catabolic process; negative regulation of translation
Cellular component (GO): CCR4-NOT core complex; CCR4-NOT complex; P-body
Source: RefSeq, a predicted model, not a curated record
CGUGAAUAUUAGGGGUAGUCUUAUUCUCAGACUAACAGGCGCCAACCGACUAGCAUUGUGCGUGUUUUAACCCUCCACAACAACAACAACCAGCGUCUGUCUCUAUCUCUCUGAAACAUCGACGAAAAGAAGGCGGAGUAAAAAUAUAUGUCGAUCUUACAUCCAUCUCUGAACAUGAAAGGCGGCCCCUUUGAGGCGCCGGGCACCUCUUCCUCCGCUUCCAACAAGGACCGGAAUAUUCAAUCAGUGGAACAGCUCGUUCUUGACCUGUGCAACCCUGAUCUCCGCGAAAAUUCACUUCUCGAACUUUCCAAGAAGAGAGAACUGUUUCAAGAUUUGGCUCCGUUGCUGUGGAACUCCUUUGGUACAAUUGCUGCUCUUCUACAGGAAAUAGUUUCUAUUUACCCAGUGUUAUCACCACCAAAUCUAACUCCUGGGCAAUCAAACAGGGUUUGCAAUGCACUUGCCCUUCUUCAAUGUGUGGCCUCACAUCCAGAUACAAGAAUGUUGUUCCUCAAUGCUCACAUUCCUCUGUACCUGUAUCCUUUUCUUAAUACAACCAGCAAAUCUCGCCCAUUUGAGUACUUGAGGCUUACAAGUCUAGGAGUCAUUGGUGCUCUGGUGAAGGUUGACGACUGUGAAGUUAUCAGUUUCCUUCUCUUUACUGAAAUAAUUCCCUUGUGCUUGCGUACAAUGGAGAUGGGAAGUGAACUAUCAAAAACAGUAGCAACAUUUAUUGUGCAGAAAAUUUUGCUUGAUGACAUGGGAUUAGAUUACAUAUGCACUACAGCAGAGCGGUUCUUUGCUGUAUCUAGGGUCUUGACAAACAUGGUUAUUGCACUUGCUGAACAGCCUUCUUCACGGCUAUUAAAGCACAUUAUUAGGUGCUACCUUCGAUUGUCUGACAAUCUAAGAGCUUGUGAUGCACUCAGAACUUGUCUGCCUGAAAUGCUCAGAGAUGGAACAUUUAGCAGCUGCCUUCUUGAAGAUCCAACUACGAGAAGGUGGUUACAACAAUUGCUUCAUAAUGUGCAAGCGCCUCGUGUAGCCAUUCAAGCAGGAGGUGGAUUUGAUAUCAUUAGUCAUGUUACCUAGAUAUUUACUCAAGACUUACAGGCGGUUUUUGAAGAUUACAGGCAGUUCUGGCUUUUGCCUCAUACAGUAGGCUAUUACCACCGAUUUUUGUUAGAAUAAUACUGGACAAGUCUUGCUUUGACUAGGAAGUUCGGGUUUAAUCUUUGGAGAAAUCGUCUUUUGAGAUUGUUUCGGUAAAAACUAAAAAGACAAAUAUUGUAUCAUGUAUCUAGAAAAGUUUGUCUUACUAAAAAAGGUCUCAAGAUAGUCUGGGAAAAUUUCAUCAUUAAAGGUACCGUGCGCGUUAGGAAAUGCCUCCUAUUUUUUGGGGUGUGAGGUAAGGAGACAAAUUUUAAAGAUGCAUUCGAGCAUGAAAUUUUUAGUUUUCAAA